This is a messenger RNA of Nannizzia gypsea CBS 118893, 5184 nucleotides long. Its product is annotated as ankyrin repeat protein. The coding region runs from base 1 to 5184 and encodes 1727 amino acids. The record is from RefSeq and is a predicted model, not a curated record. NCBI's taxonomy places the organism in Eukaryota, Fungi, Ascomycota, Eurotiomycetes, Onygenales, Arthrodermataceae. The transcript is spliced from 6 exons. Gene Ontology annotation, molecular function: protein binding.
AUGUCUUCCCUUCCCCAGCUACCAGCAAAACACUCUGACUUCCUGAACUACAUCAAAGCAAACCCCAAUGUCCCCAUCAAUGAGCUACUCAAACCGUACAAUGAGUACGACUCAGCUCUACGUCAAGUUUUCGCCCAGGAGCCGUCCCAUCCUAUCUUGACUAACAACCAUAUCAAUGUCGUCCCUCUAUAUGGUGCCGACGGUGCCGCUGAUCUCCGUGUUCAGGCCCGUGAUUUGGACUCAGAGCCGCAAGAAGUUAGUGACAAGUAUCUCCUACCCCUAGAGGACGAGGAUAGGAGGCCAAAUGGCUCCCCAGCCGUCGUUACUUCGUUCAAGGAAUUCCAGACAAACUUCAACCUCUUCUCUGAGAGCUCUCUGAGUGAUCUCGACUGGAGCAAUGUCAUUGCUGCAGGAAGUUCCGUGGUCACGGCACUCCUCCCCGUACCAGAGGAGUAUAAGGAGUCCAAACGACAGCUUCGUCAUUUCUAUCACGAAAAAUUUGCACCUGCAUCUGAUGUCGACCUGUUUAUCUACGGGCUCAACGAGGAGCAGACAAUCGAGAAGAUCAAGCAGAUUGAGCAAAAAAUCAGAGACUCCAUCUUAUACGAGACGACUUCCAUCAGGACGAAAAACACAAUUACCAUCGUCUCUCAGUACCCCACUCGCCAUGUCCAGGUGGUUUUACGCAUAUACAAAUCCCUCGCAGAAGUCGUCACCGGUUUUGAUGUUGACUGCUCUUGCGUGGCAUACAAUGGCAAGAAUGUUUACGCUGCUCCUCGAGCAAUUGCUGCUCUGAUCACGCAGACUAACCAGAUCGAUCUAACGAGACGAUCACCAUCUUACGAAAACCGUCUGUCCAAGUACUCACAUCGUGGAUUUGAAGUGUUUUGGCCUCAAUUAGACAGGUCCCGCAUUGACCCUACGAUAUUUGAACGGAGCUUUAAGAGGACAACUGGCCUGGCUCGGCUGCUUGUUUUAGAGCAGUUGCCAAAAUCACGCGAUCGAGAUGAAUACACUGAACAAAGACGUGAAGAACGGGGCCGCCCUCCUUCCAAUAACAACUACCGUCGUCAUAUAGGAAAAUUAAGAGGUAAUAUCAAAAAUGACUGGGAGGAUGAAGUUGCGGAAUGGGUGGAAGCGGAAGAAAUCUCUGAUUACCAUACCAUUACUAUUCCAUACGGGGAACGUUUCCACGCAAGGAAGAUCGAAAAACUCCUGUAUACCCAUGACUUACUUCUAAACGCCGAAUGGAAUAACCAAGAACGAGAGGUUGCACUACAUCGUCAUCCAGUGUUCUUUGGCGAUGUCGAGGAUAUUAUCCAUGAUUGUUGUGGUUCAUGUCCCAAACCCACGACCCCUGAGGAGGAGGAAGUAUGGGAAAAGGAGAGUAAGAACUACAUAUCGGGUGAAGUAUCCUUUAUCAAAGAUGACCCAGGCCGGCAGGCAAUUGGAAGCUUCAACCCGAUUACCGAAACAGACUGGACUGAAAUGGCUUACAUUGGUAAUACCGCUAGCCUAUUCCAGGCUAUUGCUGAUGAUGACAUUGACGUCGUACGUGAAUGGCUUUCGAUGGAGGAGGCGGAUCCAAACCGUCGUGAUCACACUGGAAGAACAGCCCUACAUUUGGCAACCAUGAUAUCUACUCCGGAGGUCGUACAGUGUCUUGUUGAGCAUGGGGCAAGGCUGGUUGCACGCCUUGCAGACGGGCGCAUGGCUUUGCAUCUAGCAGCGUCACGCGGUAGUGUUGACAUUAUUCGAAUUCUGCUGCACAAGAGUGAAGAGAAUGAAGCAUUAGAAGAAGAGAAAAAAGACCAGCAGCGUGCGGCAAAGAAAAAUACCAAGGCCGAAGCUAAUGAUAUCGAGAUGACAGACCCGGACAAUAUGGUGAUUGUUAACGAAGACCCUGAGAACUCCGACGAUGACAAAAUGUCAGUGAUAACCGGGUCCUUUGUUGAUGUUAAAAAGGAAGAUGACAAAAUGGACAAGGAUGAUGUUAUUCCCGAUGCCGACGAAGAAUCCGAGCCUGAUAUUAUAGAUAUCAACGCCGUUGCCUGGGACUGUCAGGCUACUCCCUUACAUCUGGCCAUCGUCCAUGGCCAUGCCGACGUCGUGAAAGAGCUCGUUUCUUCCUUUGGAGCAGAUGUGUUGCUUCCAAUAAAGCUUCCAAAAGUCAACUAUGAGGGCCCAAAGGCGAUUCUCCCCUUAACUUUACCUCUUAAACUAUCCCCGGACCAGGCUGUCGUCAUGACCGAGACACUCUUGAAGCUAGGUACCACUCCAGCACAAGCCGACUUGACCGGGCGAACCCCAUUACACUACUUUGCUGCCUCCUCUUAUUCAGAGCUCUUUGACGCCCUUACAAAGCAUGAUCCGUCCGCUGUCAAAAGAGCAAUUAAUCAUCUAGCUGUGGAUGGUACCUAUUAUUCAUCAUCUGCUGUAUCUGCUUUAAGUGUUGCUGUGAACGCAAAAGAGGCCGGCAUUCUUGAGAAGCUCCUUAGCCUAGGAGCUCAUUCAGAUAUCAGCUUCAGCAAGUACAUUGAAAAUGCCAUACGUCAAAAUGAGUGGCUGAAGACUCGGGAUGCCGCAGAUAACCUCAAAACUUUCCAAGAAAAUAUUACGCAGCCAGUUCUGGCCGCUGUUCUGACGGAUCAGCCCUUGGUCGCCCUGAAACUUGUUCAACAUGGAGCGGAUCCAAACACACUAACAACUUUCGGAUAUACUAUGCUUGCAGGGGAUCGAUCUCGGAACCCUGGUGAGUCGUUAUUGGACGUUGUUGAUGCCAAAAUUUGCCUCCUACAGGACUAUAAGGAAACUUCCAACAAUGUGCCACCUACUCCAUUGGAGAGUGAUGAAGUAUACCUGGCUGAAUAUCCUGAGGGAAGCUAUCAGAUGUGCUUUGCUAGAGAGCGUCUUGAGCGAGAGAAGGCCUCUUUCAAGAGGCGGCAGGAAGAAUAUGAGGAGGUGAUGAAAAAAGCCGGGGACCGCAAAGGCUUGGAGGAAAAAAGGAAUGCGAUCACCACCCUCCUUCAUGAUUACCAAACUCUUUACUCAGCUCUGGUCGCGAAAGGAGCUAAAACCUUCCGCGAGCUAUACCCUGACGCCAAAUUUCCCGACAUAGAACGAGAGGUGGACUAUUCGCCUAUAAAAACUCAGGAGUUCAAGAUCGAGUUCAAUUUCAAUGUUGUUGAUCACACUGGUGGGAGAAAGGAGGGUUAUAUAAAACUAUUCGAAGCAGCAUGGUCUGGAGACAUAGAGACAAUCAAGUCCCUUACACUUGACAUGUGGGGUCCUGAUAAACAAAUGUCUCCUCUUGUUAUCUCUGUGACGGAACGCAUGGGGGCUUCUCCAUUCUCGUUAGCCGUUCUCAGGGGCCAUUUUGAUGCUGCGAAGACAAUUCUCCAAAUCGUUCGAGCGCAAUACAAGCCGAAGGCUGCUACCCGACAGAUUUACCAUAUGCAAUCUGAUGAUGAGGAGGAAUCUGACGCUGAAGGAUCACAGGAAGAUGGCGGACUUCAGAUCACUGGAGAGGAUGUUCGCGAUGAACUGACUAUCGACAACAUUGGCGAAGUUGUGACAGAGGCAAAAAGCACUGUUUCACCGCUUGACACCAUUCAAGAACGUUGUCGAGCCAGCCUUAUUGCGGAUCCUAACGCCGCUGAGCAUUCUACAUCCCAUACAGACCUUUUCAGCUUCGCUAUAGAGAAGGACAAUAUUGAAUUGCUGCGGUUCCUCCUGGACCUUGGACAAUCUGAAAUUGUUAGUGGCACUCUUGAUGUCCCUUAUAAUUUGCUCUCUAGCACAGAUUUCAACAAUGCCUUGGAGUAUGGGCAGCCACGAUGCAUUGCCGAGAUAAUUAGCCGAACGGGAGCUCACCUACCACUGGAUAAGUUUGUGGAAGAAAGCGGAAUCACUAUCAAGCAACAGCCGCUAUAUUAUCAAGGCCUAUCGAUUCAUGGAAUGAAGCGUGCGGAUUGGGCUGCAGCUGCAGGCCAGGACGUCCCCUCGCGCAUAACUGACGAAUCAGACAUACCGCUGCUCCGGGCUGCUCUCGUCGGGAGUCUAACCAGUGUAGAAUGGUUCCUCGGCACUGCCCCAAAGAGACACUACCUGGAGUUUGCAAAUGCCAACAAGCAAGAUAAGCGGCUGAAGAAACUUGCACGACUACCCGGCGGGGUAGAAGGAUUCAUUGAAAAAUGGCUAAGCUCAAGGAACCAUCUCCUCCUUCAUUGUGCUGUUUUGGGCAGAGAAACAGAUGAAACUGUGAAAUUGGUUAAAUACAUUAUAAAUAAUAUUCCAGGCUGCCUAGAAAGGAAAUCGUCCAAUGGAUAUACACCUUUACUCCUUGCCUUUUCUAAACGCAGACUGCGUUUUGCUAAGGUCCUUAUCGAGGCUGGUGCCAAUCUGGAAGCUCGCGAUGCUUUGGGGAAUAAUGUUCUCCAUAUGCUAGUGCAACCGAAUAGUGGAUGCGGCUCCCUGGACACAAAUCUCAAGGAACUUCUUGACUUGAUCGAUCCUUCAUUUGUCUCUUCACUCCUUACCUGCCGCUCCUCUGAUGGUCCUGGAGCACUUACACCUUUCGCUUCUUGGAUACAUUAUUUAUAUUCACACCACUCAUGGCUUGCUGCCAUACCCGCCAAAGUAACGAAGUUGCUUCUUGACUUUGCUGAACCAACGGGCCAGGCUCACCUCGAACUUCUUGAUGGGUCUGGAAAUACACCUCUCCACAAUGUCGUGCGACGUCAAAAUACGAGUCUUGCUAGGCUGAUUUUGGAACGCAACCCCAAGCUUCUUAACAUAGAGAACUCAACAGGAACUACCCCUAUGGACCUUGUGAGAGAUGCGUGGACUACCAAUGUCACUACCACACCCCCAACGGUACCAGAAACUAUAUCAAUGCCCAGUUGGCGAAGACCAGAUUACUCCCCAGCCAUUUUUGGCAAAUCCCCUGAAUCAUUCGUUUCCGAGACCGAGGAAGAAAAGGGCAGCCAUUCCUCUCUUUAUGAAUUAUGUCUUGAAGUCUGGGGCCAACUGAACCAAAAGAAGAGAAAGCUUGUAAGUCUCCUUGACGCUAACGAGGUUGCAUAUCGUCUGGAGAGAAGAGGGAGACCAAGGCGUAGAAAUUCAGAGGAUGAUGAAAGUCUCGAUACAGUGGACGAGGUUUCAAAGUGGCAGUCGGAGUACUAG